This is a messenger RNA of Aphanomyces invadans, 444 nucleotides long. RefSeq lists its product as hypothetical. The record is from RefSeq and is a predicted model, not a curated record. Gene Ontology annotation, cellular component: plasma membrane. Gene Ontology annotation, molecular function: P-type proton-exporting transporter activity. Gene Ontology annotation, biological process: proton transmembrane transport; regulation of intracellular pH. Bases 1 to 444 code for a protein of 147 amino acids. The transcript has 2 exons. NCBI's taxonomy places the organism in Eukaryota, Oomycota, Saprolegniomycetes, Saprolegniales, Verrucalvaceae.
AUGUCGAACGCGUACCAGUCGAUGACGACGCCCAACGACCAAAAGAAUUACGUCAACGACGUCGGCCAAGUCGAGUGGGGCGCGAUCCCGCUCAACGCUGCCUUGGACAAACUCAAGACGACCCGCGAAGGGCUCAGCACGGGCGAAGCCGAGAAGCGCAUUGAAGAGCACGGCCCGAACAAGUUGCCGGAAACCAAAGUCAACAAGCUCAUGGUUUUCCUUGGCUUCAUGUGGAACCCGUUGUCGUGGGCGAUGGAAGUCGCCGCCGUUUUGUCGAUCGUUCUGCUCGAUUACCCGGACUUCGCCUUGAUUGUCGCACUCUUGUUGCUCAAUGCGUGCAUUGGGUACUUUGAAGAGAUCCAAGCCGGCGAUGCCGUCGCGGCCCUCAUGGGUCAAUUGGCUCCCGAAGCCAAAGUCUUCCGCGACGGCGCCAUGACGCCGUGA